AACUCUGCAGAAAUGCAGUGCUUUGAAAUUGAAUUGAAUUCAAUUCAGAUAACGCAAAACCCUACUGCAGCAAUAAACCAUGGGAAUUCUCUCUUGGUUCAGCGGAGGGAGCAACAACACAUCUAAAAAGGAGCAACCCGCUCCAGCCUCAAAACCCGGACCGAAGCCCGAACCCGCGGAGGCCCCCGGCAUGAACGGCGCGGUGGAGGUCCCCCGACCCGACGCCGAUAUCUCGGUUUUCGAGUUCGGUUCGGUGGCCGCCUCCGCCGAUAAGGUGACGCUGGCUGGCUACUGCCCCGUCUCCGACGAGCUCGAGCCCUGCCGCUGGGAGAUUCUGCCGGCGAGUGGUUCCGACGCGCCGCAGUUCCGGGUGGUGUUUUGAGUUAGUUGUGGAAGGCUAAUUGAGAGAUGAGUUCCAUAUUUUUUUUUUCUGUCAUUUUGCGUUGUAAAAUAUUUUCAACUUACUUGGGAAUUUUUUUCGCAAAUUCUAUCUAAUUAGGAUUCUCUUGAUUAUUA
Messenger RNA from Salvia miltiorrhiza (redroot sage), 516 nucleotides. RefSeq lists its product as uncharacterized. Bases 80 to 382 code for a protein of 100 amino acids. Lineage: Eukaryota; Viridiplantae; Streptophyta; Magnoliopsida; Lamiales; Lamiaceae. The transcript has a single exon. The record is from RefSeq and is a predicted model, not a curated record.